UUCGUUAAAAAAUUGUCAACAAAGCCAUACGGCGCUCGAUGAAUAAUUUCAGUAAUUUCACGUAAAACUUUUGAAUUUCAUAAAACAAGUGUGUAUUGUUAUAAAAUAAAAUAAAAUUUGUAAGACAGUCAUUGUACAAGGGAUAUUUUUUAUAAAAUGGAAGUCGAAUUCAGUCGAGAAGAAUUUUUCCUCCCGGAAAUAAAGUACGAAUACCUUGACCACACAGCUGAUGUUCAGUUACACGCAUGGGGUGAUUCACUGAAAGAAGCAUUUGAGCAAUGCGGUAUGGCAAUGUUUGGCUAUAUGACAGAGUUGGAAUAUGUUUCUGUGGAAAAUUGCUACCAAAUCGAAGCUCAAGGUGAUGAUGUUGAAGGGCUACUCUUCCACUUUCUAGAUGAACUUUUAUUCCUAUUCUCCUGCGAACCUAACCUCAUCUGUAGACGACUUGAAAUUACGAAGUUCGAUUUGGAAACCUUUUCAAUUGAAUGUAAAUGUUAUGGAGAACCAUUUGUAAUUGGAAAACACCCUCAGGGAACCGAAGUGAAGGCGAUAACGUAUUCUGCGAUGCAGGUACAUCAAGAUGAUAAAAAUAAGAAAUACGAAGUUUUUGUUAUUAUCGAUAUUUAAGUUUCUAAAAUGUAAAUAUUUUAUCUACAAACAUUAUUUGUAAUAGGUGUACUUUUUUAAAUAAAAAAUUGUUUUGAAUAAUGA
This is a messenger RNA of Eupeodes corollae, 711 nucleotides long. It is a transcript of the gene Archease, whose product is annotated as protein archease-like. Gene Ontology annotation, biological process: tRNA splicing, via endonucleolytic cleavage and ligation. The transcript is spliced from 3 exons. Gene Ontology annotation, cellular component: tRNA-splicing ligase complex. The record is from RefSeq and is a predicted model, not a curated record. NCBI's taxonomy places the organism in Eukaryota, Metazoa, Arthropoda, Insecta, Diptera, Syrphidae. Bases 157 to 627 code for a protein of 156 amino acids.